Molecule: messenger RNA, 3969 nt
Organism: Cryptomeria japonica (Japanese cedar)
Lineage: Eukaryota; Viridiplantae; Streptophyta; Pinopsida; Cupressales; Cupressaceae
Exons: 5
Coding region: 1-3969 (1322 amino acids)
Molecular function (GO): RNA-DNA hybrid ribonuclease activity; nucleic acid binding
Source: RefSeq, a predicted model, not a curated record
AUGGGCAUGAAUGAAGAAACAUAUUCUUCUCAAAAGAACUUGCAAGAACAAUGGGAGGAACUGUGUUCCAGAGAAGAAAUGUAUUGGAGACAAAAAUCUCGAGAAUUAUGGCUUCAAGAUGGGGAUAGAAAUACUAAGUUUUUCCAUAAUUCAGCCAAGAAAAAAAGAACUAACAGUACCAUUUUUCAUAUCAAAGACGCUUCCUCCGGUAUUCUCCUAACCAAUGAAAAUCUUAUCAGAGAUGAAGGCAUCAAAUUUUUUAAGAAUCUUCUUGCUCCUGAUGUUUUGCCUUCUCCUUCUGCAUCACAAGUUGAGGACCUCCUUGAUACUAUUCCACAAGUGAUAACAGAACAGGAUAAUGUUAUUCUGAUGGCUCCCUUUACCAUUCAAGAAAUACGUAAAGUUGUCUUUUCUUUUUCGCCUGAUAAAGCUCCUGGACCAGAUGGUUUUACUGCAUUGUUUUACGAAAUUUGCUGGAAUAUAAUUGGCUGGGACUUAUUGGCGGCUAUGGAAGAAUCUAGAAGAUCUAAAUCCAUGCUGAAAUAUUUUAACACUACUAAUAUUUCCAUCAUUCCAAAAAUUAGGGAUCCCCAAACCUUUGCGGAUUUUAGACCAAUCUCUUUAUGCAAUUUAUCCUACAAGAUUAUUACUAAAGCCAUAUAUCUUAGGAUGCAGCAUCUUAUCCCGCGUAUCAUCUCCCCAGAGCAAGGUGGAUUUGUUCCAGGAAGGGAAACCAUGGAAGGGGCUCUCGUGGCUCAUGAAGUUCUCCACUCUAUUAAUUUAAGCAAAGCUUCUAACUUUGUUAUCAAACUGGAUAUGAUGAAAGCUUAUGAUAGAGUUUGCUGGAAAUUUUUGCUGCAAGUACUUGCUAAAAUGGGUUUUUCAAAAAUUUGGUGCAAAUGGAUUAAGGCUUGUAUUUUGGGAGCUUGGUUUUCAUUGAUCAUUAAUGGUAAGCCUAUGGGUUUUUUCCCUUCUACACAAGGGAUUCGACAAGGGGAUCCUUUAUCUCCAGUGUUGUUUAUUAUUAUGGCUGAAGCUUUUAGUAGAGCCAUCUCACAUCAACAUUUGCUAAAUAAAUGGAAAGGAGCUCUCAUUUCAGGUACAAACAUAUCUAUCACACAUUCUCUUUUUGCAGAUGAUACUCUCAUGUUUGGUUUGUCAAAUGUUCAGGAAGCUCGCCAUAUUCUUUAUAUCCUUGAUCUUUAUUUAGCAGUGUCUGGUCAAAUUAUCAAUGCUCAGAAAUCCAAGAUCUAUUUUUUCAACACUGAGAAAAUGGUUUCUGAUAAAAUUAUACAGAUCUUGGGUUUUUUAGAAGAUUUCCUACCCUCAGUCUAUUUGGGCAUUCCCUUCUUCAUGGGUUCAAAUAAAUCUUCAUAUUGGUCUUCAGUAAUUCAGCCUAUUCAGAGUCGAAUUGCAGCUUGGAAAGUUAGAUGGUUGUCACUGGCGGGAAGAAUUUUGUUGAUCAAAUCAGUCUUAGCUGCAAUCCCUAAUUAUUUUAUUGUUGUUCUUAAGAUCCCAUCCAAAGUAUUAGUUACAAUUCAUAAAUUGAUCAAGGGUUUCCUUUGGUCAGGUAAUAUGGAUGAAUCUCGUAAGAUUUCACUCAUUUCUUUGCAAGAUAUGUCACAUACUCCUAAUGCUGGAGGGGCAGGAAUACAUGAUCUAUCCAAUAGAAAUGAAGCAUUUGGUGGGAAAUUGAUUUGGCACAUGUUUUGUAAGUCGCAGUCCACAUGGUGCAAGAUUAUGCAGCAAAAAUAUCUAGAUAACAAUGAUCCCUCUAGAAUCUUCACUAUUUCUAAUCCUCCAAAAGGAUCGGUCAUUUGGGACUUCAUGAUAGCUUCACGCAAAAUCAUAGUUGAUUAUAUUUCCUGGGAAGUCAAUAAUGGACUAAGUAUUAACUUUUGGAAUGAUUCCUGGAAUGGUCAAAUUCCCCUGGCUAAGAGUGGGAUCUCUUUGAACAUUAUUCAAGACAUUAAUCGAUUUCAAAAUAUUUUGAGCUCAAGACAAGUCUACUUUUCUGAAGCGCAAGAUCAGAUUUUUUGGGCUCCAGCUAAGGAUGGUAAUUAUUCAGUGAAAGAGGGGUAUAAAAUUUUACAACAGAAUGUUUUGAACAAACCUAAUUCCAGAGCUUUUUCAUUUUGUUGGAAUCCAGUAGUUCUUCCUAAAGCAGGUUGUUUCUCAUGGCUGGCACUUAAACACAGGAUUUUAACUAGUGACAGAUUGAGUAGACUACAUAUUGUUGCUCCGUUUAAAUGUGUUCUUUGUGAGGAACAUGAUGAAACUGUGGACCAUUUGUUUGUUACAUGUUCAUUUGCUUAUCAAUGCUGGUGCUUUAUUUUGAAUAAACUUAAGUAUUGUUCCCCAUUGCCAAACAACCUUUGGGAUCUAUUUCAAGCAUGGCCAGUUCUUUAUCAAAAAUCAUUAUUUGCAAACCUCUGGAAAUGUAUCCCAGCCUCGGUAGUUUGGGCUAUUUGGUGGGAACGAAAUAAGCAUAUUUUCAGAAAGGAAUCCCUUCCACUAGAAAUUGUUUUGAUUGGUAUUGAAAGAUCUAUUUCGGAAGUGACUAAUUCCAACUUAAAAAUGAUUAAAUUCAAUCCGAUUGUGACUCAUUGGGAUUCCCAAGUUGUCCAAGAAUGGAAACAAUUAUUUAUUCCAAAUGGGUGGAAAAUUAGUCAUCCUCCAGCUCAUAUCUUACCCCGGAAGAACACUUGGCGUCCUCCAACAGAUGGUUUUUGGAAAUUGAAUUUUGAUGGAGCCUCUAGAGGAAACCCAGGGCCAUCGGGUUUUGGAGCAUGUAUUAGAAAUUCUCUUGGAGAGGUUGUAGCAAUCAUAGUAUCUCCCUUGCCUAUUGACACAAAUAACAUUGCUGAGGCUCACGCCCUGUUGGCUGGGCUUUUAUUAGCUAAACGAGGCUAUUUCAAUAGGCUACAUAUAGAAGGGGAUUCAUCAGUUAUUAUUGAUGCUUGUAUACAUAGGCGCAUCAUUUCUUGGAAACUAAAAUAUGUUCUUAACCAAAUUUGGAGACUCCUUGAUGAGUGUUCGGAUGUUUGCAUCUCGCAUAUUUAUCAAGAAGGGAAUAAAGUUGCAGAUUUUUUAUCAAACUUGGGUUGUGAUGGGGUUUCUGUUUCUACUUUUCAUUCUCUACCUUUUAUUGAGCAAAAUAAGGAGAAUUGUGAAGCUUCUGAUCACUUUACCACAAAAAUUGGUGGCUUGCUAGACUGGCUAGUUCCAGCAGAAGAAAUCAAUCUUGAAUUGAUGAAGUGUGGUGUAUGUGGUCGAGACCUUGGGCUUGUUGCACAGAUCUAUGCCUCUUUUGAGACUGAUAAACUACAUAUUGAAGAGCGGACAGAAUCACCAAACAGGCUUGGUGAGCAAGAGCAGGAGCUUAACUCCAGUAUGGAUGAAUGGUGGGAGGAUGACACAUGGAGACAUUCAACAAAUGGUGAAGAUAGUGCUGGAUCUCUUGAUAUGCGGGAGCUUGGUAGGGCUUUGUUGGAAGCUGGUUACAUGGCUGCUCAUCCAUCUGAGAGUCAAGAUGAGGGCAAUCAUCUUUUAGAUGGAGAAAUAAGUCAUAAUGAAGCUGGUAUUCUGGAUACUGGCUUGCCUGAGAAUGCAGAGGACUGCGAGCAUGGUCGCAUUUUUCAUCAUGCUGCACACAAGAUUAUAGAACAUCCCGUCAGACAAGCUCGCAAGGAGUUUAUGAGUGAAGACACUGACACUGGCCAUCAAACUACUCACACAAUGGAUGUUCUAUCCAAUUAUUGUCAGUAUGAGCCAAAUCCACAAAUUGUUGUAGGAACACCGCCUAAUCAUUCCUAUCAGCAGCUAACUCACGGCUCCCCUCCAAUUAUCAUGAAUGUGAGCAGACAGGUUCUCACCCAUGUUCGAGUUCGGCAGGAUUUCUCAACCGUGGACAAGGACAUUCAAAAGAUUGUUGACUCUCAUGGCUUCAAAACAACUAUGCUACCUUAG